This is a messenger RNA of Xiphophorus couchianus (Monterrey platyfish), 1259 nucleotides long. RefSeq lists its product as uncharacterized. The record is from RefSeq and is a predicted model, not a curated record. NCBI's taxonomy places the organism in Eukaryota, Metazoa, Chordata, Actinopteri, Cyprinodontiformes, Poeciliidae. The transcript is spliced from 6 exons. The coding region runs from base 171 to 1259 and encodes 362 amino acids.
UCAAGGUAUUAAUUAAGCUUUUUAUUUGUACUGUUUAAACACUCCUCAGAGUGUUUUUCUUACUGUUAACUUUUGACUGUAUUUUGAAUGUUCUGGUUUUUAGGUCAUCUGGUUCUGCAUAUAUUAGUUACAAUGUGUUAAUACAGUUUAGGUGAAUUCAUAUUUUAAACAUGUCAACCUCUUUAGCACGAUUCGUACCUGUGGAGAUCCCAGUUAGAAUUUGUGAUUGUCCAUCAGAGUGUUUGAGGAUCAAAGCAGGAAAGGCUGUCACUGUCGUCACAAUCAAUGGUCGUUAUGAUCUCAGCAUGCCAGAGCUGAGGUGUGAGGGAUGUGAGGCUAGUUGGACAUGUGGAGUACAUGAUCUAAAUUUAACUGAUUACUGGCCAGCUACCCUUCACUUUUCCACUCUAUAUGCAACUGAUGUGCUUUUUACAUUUGAAGAAAUGAAGAUGGCAGCACCAGGUCUCUCCUGUCAAGCAUUUCUUAACAUGUUAGACCAACGAACCGUCCGCUUUGGCCGUACAGGAAAGAUAUCAGCUGACAGCUUCCCGAAAAGUUUUUUUGAGUGGGAAGCUAUAAGAUAUGAGUUGGAUAAAAUGUUAAGGAAGGAUCCCUUCAAGUGUCAAGCUUGUACCCCGGAUAUGCUUGCAGUUUCAGUGGAUGGAAACCGCAAGCAUUACCGUUUCAAGAAUGCAGCAAGAUCGGAGGAACAGGCCCUAUUUCAGGACCUGUUCAUAGCCAAGGAUGAAGACGUAGGACAAUUUGUGGACUAUAUACACAAAUCAACCAAACAUACUUCUGGAAGAGGUGUCUGUGGUGGGCAAUGGUCAGCAGCCAGAGAGACCUCUCACAGAUCCAGCAGCAAACUGGACGAGGAGGGAUUGGAGCUAGCGGUGUGCAGACAUGGGGUGCUACUUUGUGCUCUGAACAUGUAUAGGGGUGAGAUAUUUGCAUACCCCUUGUACUUGCAGCAAAGGCUGGCCAACAGACGGAUCACAUUUUUUUGCAUGGAUGUAACAUGCAAGUACUGGCCAUAUCUUGAGAAAGUAUCAAAAAGCUGUCCUGAGCUCCAACACCUGCUUCAAAUGAAGCCAUUCCUCUCCGUGUUCCAUGCCAAAGCCCAUGACUUCAAAUGUGAGGCUAAGUGGAGUGGAGCAUAUCAAGAUGGUGCUGGCUUGACUCUAGGGGAAGAAGUUGAGCAGUGCAAUGCAUUUCUCUCAAGGAUUGCUGUUACGACAAAACAUGUCAAAAGCUGGUGA